Spodoptera littoralis (African cotton leafworm) is the source of this 506-nucleotide messenger RNA. The record is from the annotation of a GenBank genome assembly. NCBI's taxonomy places the organism in Eukaryota, Metazoa, Arthropoda, Insecta, Lepidoptera, Noctuidae.
CGCUCAGCAGCUACCGAACAAUAUGAAAUCCAUGAUCAUCGUCGCCCUCGCCCUCGUGGCCGUCGCCGCCGCUAUCCCUGUCGACGAGACCGAGAUUGUCAAUCAAUUCUUCGAUCAGAAGCCUGAUGGCAGUUACGUCUCCGAAUUCGAGACCACCAACGGUAUACAGCGCAAAGAGGAAGGUGUGCUGAAGGAGGCCCUUGACGAAGAAAACAUCCCCCAUAAAUUUGUCGCUGUCAGUGGAGUCAUCUCCUACGUCAACCCUGAUGGUGAAGUUGAAACCAUCAGAUAUGUUGCUGACGAGAACGGAUACCGCGCGGAUGGACCCUCCAUCCCCAAGGUCCCCGCCAGUAGCUAAGCUGCUACUGACUUCUCAUCGAUCUUAACCAUAGCUUUAUUAUUGACAAUAAAUAAUCUGUUGUGCCUAGUGGCUGUUGUCGUUUAAGUUUGCCAGUCAGGCGGGAGCGUCGCGGAGAACCUAACGGCGUCCCUUGUUAUUUAAUUUU